AUGCGUGCCAUCACGUCUUUUGGGGCCCUGGUGGCUACCAGCCUCGUCCAUCGCGUGACUGCUCAGGCUCCGGCUUACGGAUCACCCGAUGGCGGCUCAGGUGCAGACCCCAAUGGCAACCCUGGCGGCUCUCCCCCCUCAGGUGGCGAUACUGGCGAUACUGUCGGCACCCGCGACGCCUCGUUCAGCGGUCCAACCUGUGUCAUGGAGGCCACUACCACUGUUUUCAUCACCGUGCACCCAACCAGCCCCAUUGGUUCUGACGGCGGAUCGCCUGAUGGUUCUGGAUCGGGCCCGACUGUGCUUGCCACGCGGACUAUUCAGGUUUCUCCCAUCAACUCUGCCCAAGCCACGGAACUUGUCCCCUCUCCUUUCACAACCAUCACCAUCGACAUCUCGGGAGAGGACCCUGGCUCUGGUGGCAACUCCGGGCCUGUAACUGGAUCCCCUUCUGGCUCUCCCGGUCAAGACGGUUCCUCCCCUUCUGGUGCUCACCUCAGUGACUCUCCUGCCAGCUACCACGAUGGCUCCGACGCACCCUGGCCGAACCAAGCCACUGUCACCUCCGGCAUCGCCGGUUCAGAUGCAUCCGCUGGCCCCGUCGCAACCACUGUCAACGUGCCACAUGGCGGUUCCCCGUGGUACACUGUCGUCACCGACAGCAGUGUGCAAUGGGUCACGGGCUCCGACGGUCCCAAGCCCAUCACCAUUCUGUCAGAGCACACGCUCACCAUCGGCGGUGCCCCUACGAAGCUCCCAGGCCAGGGUGAGCCUCUGACAUGUAUCACAACGAUCGGCCCCGAUGGACGCCCGACGAUCCUUGAGUGGCCGGCUGGUGACUCUCAAGGCGCCAAUGGAGGACGGCCAAUUUCUACUGCGGCCGGCGUCACGACUGACAUCAAUGGUAACCCUGUUCCUCAAGGCGCUUCUACUGUCAUCUACCCCUCCUCUCCUGUUGUCACUGGGAUGGACAGCCAACCCUCGCCUCCUGUUGGUGGCCCUGUUAUGUCUACUGCCUGCACCACGUACACGGUUCUCGGCACAGAUGGCACCCCUACUGUUGUCCAUUCUUCCUGGCUUGUACCUCAGAAUGCUCCCCCAACGGCCGCAUCCGGUGCGCUGCCCACGGCGGGCUCGGUACCUGUGCAGACCGGCAACCUUCCCAAUGGGAACGCAGUGACAACGUGCACCAGCUACACAAUCCUCGGCGCGGACGGCAAGCCUACUGUCGUGGAAUCAACCUUGGUGCUCCCUGGCGCCCAGAGCACUCAGGCAGGGGCUCCUGGAACACCUUCAGGAGGCAUACCGAUCCAGGUGACAGUUCCCGGCUCCCCAGGUCCCGUUAUCUCUGGGGGCCCUGGCGGCCUACUUGGCGUCACCACUUGCACCACGUACACUGUGCUUGGAACCGACGGUCGCCCUACCAUUGUGGACACGACGUACGUUGUCCCUGGACCUGUUGCCACGCCUGUUUCCACCGAUGUCGGCGGGGGAGUCCUCACUGGCGCCCCCAAUCAGUCUAAUGGCUCUCCUGGCCUGCCGCAGUCCGGCAACGCAGGUCAACCCGGGAUCACGACAUGCAUCACAUACACUGCCAUCGGCCCUGAUGGCCGCCCCACCAUUGUUGAGUCCACCGUGGUCAUGCCAGCCAGCGAUGCAGUUCCAACGGCGAGCGGCCUAGGCUUCCCAUCUGCCGUCCCUCCACAGCAAUCCGGAUUGCCCCAGGGCAUCUCCGUCACUGCUGGGAAUCUCAUUACAACUGCUGUCACCGUCGACGUCCUGGGACCAAAUGGUGUUGCCACGCCUGUGGUCGAGACAAUUGUGCUGACUCCUUCCACGCCUGGGGUUCCGGCGCUACCCACCGUCACAUCAGUCGGAUUUCCGUCCAUUGCCCCCCAGCAGAUGCCCACAGAUCUUCCCCAAGGCAUACCUCCAUCUACGCCGGGCAAUGCAGUCACGACUUGCAUCACGGUUGACAUUGUUGGUCCCAAUGGAGUUGCCACGCCGGUUGUCCAGACGAUUGUUUUGACACCAACCGCUCCUGACACUGGCAAUCCUACCGCGGGUCCUAUUGCAAACACUGCUGGAUUGUCACUUCCACCCUCGGGCCAAGCCCCAGGAUUGAGUACUGUGCUGUCUGGUGCCCCCCCGCUUGAUGCGUACGGUUCGGAUGUGCCAAACCCGCAGACUGUCUUUCCUCCCUCUGCCGCUGUCUCGGGGCUUGAUGGUUUGCCUACAGGCGUCGUUCCUGGCUCGGGCAACACAAUCUACACAGUCGUCACCCGCUCCAAUGGCAUUCCUGUGUUGUCGCCGAUUACUACAGUUCCGCUUCCUUCAUACGGGGGCUCUCAACAAGACGGUGCGGCUCCGGGAGGCAAUGGUGCCCCUGCUGGUACCCCUACAGGAGCUGGCCAAGUCCCCAACGGGUACGGAUGGGGUCCCUCGCAGGCUGGUGCAGCUUACGGCCCGCUCUCGUUUGGUGCAGCCGCGACGGCCCUGCAGACUGCUACCUGGACCAAUGUCAUUCCGGAGCAGACUACGACGUACACAAUCAAUUUCCCUUUCACAACACUGGUCACCGUCGCCGUGCCUGACGAGCACGCAGUGAGGCGCCAAGUGAGGUCGUCACCAUCGCCCCAGAAUACUGCCUGGGCAAAUUCAACAAGCUCACUGGAAGUGAACACGUCGUUGGCCGCCAGUUUGACUUCUGUGCUGGGCGCUCCCACUGCCUCGUCUUUCCCCGCCUCUUCAACUCCAGUCCCUACAGCGUCCAUCGGACCAGGCCACGGGGAGUCGCGGAUGUGCCCAUCUGGCGGCAAGAUUGGGAACACCACUGUUGAUUUUGACAAUCUCAAGCCUGGCCCGUUGUUCAAUCCUUCAGGUGACAUCUGGUUCUCUGAAGGUUUCCUUGUGGCCCCUCCUUCUACCCCAGCGUCCGAGUCAUUUGCCCCUGCCUCUGGCGGCCAACUCGUCGAGUUUGUGCCUGCCUCCCUUUCCGGCUCUCCUACCUCCCAUGGCGCCGAUGUUGCAGAAAUUGGUGUUGGUCCUAACUCCGCGAACCCCUGCUUCCGGUUUGACUUUCUCGGCGCUGAUCUCGGUUGCGCGGCGCAAGGCAAUGAGAAGUGGUGCGAGUUUGAGGUUUCGGCCUACACCUUCAACGAGGGCUCCUUCAGUGAGCAGUCUAUCGCGUGGUCUGAGACGAAGCGCGUCCCGGCUUGUCCUACCUUCCCCAGCAGCAGCUGUGCUCUAACCCCCGUCGAGUUUGAAGGCUACACCAACAUCACUUCGGUCUUGAUAAGUCUCCACGUGGGCCUGGACUUGCGUGCUUGGUGGGGUGACGACUUCAAGUUUGGAUGGACCGACAAUAGCUGCGAGGCUGCCAGCUGCCGUGGUCGUGCCCUUCCUCACCGCGUCAAGCGUGAGACUGUCGAGUCUGCUAUUCGACAUGGUGUGUGGCACUGGACGGCCGAAGGGCUUCAGCGCCUCGACGACGAGUACAUCUGGGAGUCUGCGGCCUGA
Molecule: messenger RNA, 3519 nt
Organism: Purpureocillium takamizusanense
Lineage: Eukaryota; Fungi; Ascomycota; Sordariomycetes; Hypocreales; Ophiocordycipitaceae
Exons: 4
Coding region: 1-3519 (1172 amino acids)
Source: RefSeq, a predicted model, not a curated record